AUGGAACGUUCAUUCACCAUACCCCAAUUCAAUCUUGUAAGAUCUGACCGUCCCGAUGGUUACGGUGGUGUUGCAAUAGCAAUUCACGUAUCCCUCAAGUUUCGAAAAGUCGAUAUAGAGGUCAAUUUAAUUCAAACGUUUGCUCGCUACAAGAUCGACGUGAUCGGGGCAGAGAUCGACAACGGUGAUAACGUCCCCUCCUUGUCAGUUUGGUCCUGUUAUAUUCCCAAUGACUCAGCUAUCCCAUCAAAUGUUUGGAAAUCACUGUUCCAAUUAACUAAAAGUAACUGUAUCUUUUCCGGUGACUUUAAUGCACAUCAUCCUGCUUGGGGCUCCUCCUUCUCCUCCCGUCGAGGAAACGAAAUUUAUGAAACAAUUAACUCAUUAGGUCUCUGUGUCCUCAACAACCGCUCUGACACACAUCUUGGUAGACCUAACUGUAGUAACUCCGUAAUAGACAUUUCCUUCACCUCUCCCAAUUUAAUCUGGAACACAUCGUGGUCCGCACUCGACGACCCACAUGGUAGUGACCACUUCCCAAUACUAAUCUCAAUCAAAUCUGAUAUUGCCUAUCAGCCUUAUUCCAAUAGAUUAACUUUUGCUAAUUCCGCAAAUAUACAAUCAUGCCCUCCUCAAUUCAACUUCAAUAAAGCUAACUGGCAACUCUUUGCACAACUUAUCAAUUCCUCAAUCACUCAUAUUGAUAAAACAACUUGUAAUAUGGACAAAUACAACCAACUUACCCAGUUAAUACUUGACUCUGCCAAAGAAGCCAUUCCCCUCAAGCGGGUUAAUUCCAAUAAUUAUCCAAUUUCGCCCCCAUGGUGGGACUCUUCUUGUACCCUAGCCGUCAACAAACGCAACGUACUAUUUAAAAUUUAUCGCAAUACUGGUUCAAUACAAGAUCUUCUUAAAUACCGCAAUCAAUGCGCCUCCACCACCCGUCUAUUAAAAAACAAAAAAAAAGACUCCUGGAGACAAUUUUGCUCCACACUCAAUCCUUCAUCUUCUUUACAAUCUCUCUAG
This is a messenger RNA of Melanaphis sacchari, 1026 nucleotides long. RefSeq lists its product as uncharacterized. The record is from RefSeq and is a predicted model, not a curated record. The transcript is spliced from 2 exons. Gene Ontology annotation, molecular function: catalytic activity. NCBI's taxonomy places the organism in Eukaryota, Metazoa, Arthropoda, Insecta, Hemiptera, Aphididae. Bases 1 to 1026 code for a protein of 341 amino acids.